UGCCCACCUGAGCCUGCCCUGGCCCAGCUGAGGGCUGUGCCCUCUCGAUGUGACCGCCUCCCGUCCCACAGCGUCCGGAGCUCGGGGGCGGCCGUGACCGCGGGCUGCAGCCGCUGCCUGUCCCACGGCUCAGGCCUUUCCUGCCCGUGAGGCUUCUAAGGACACAGAGACAGACCACCCCCUACUCGGGAUCCUUCUGACACAUUCUCCAUACCCGCGGGGAAGGAAGGCGGAGAAGGCGGCGGGAGCCAGCCCCCGGCGGGGCGGGCCCGGCCCGGGGCCGGGCCAUGGCGAGCGGGGCGCGGGGAGCCUGGAGCGAGUGGCCCGUGGAUCGCUUGCUGCGCAGCGGGCGCAUCGCGGCCAGGGACGGGGCCGCCGUGCGCUGGUUCCACGCCGCCAACAGCAGGGCCCGGGCGGCGGAGGCCGCGCGAAGCGACGUGCACAUGGUGGAGGUGGAUGUUGUCCUUCGGGGAGGGGACGGGGAGCCCAUCCUGGCCCACCCCCCGGACACUGACAGCGACAUCACCCUGCAGGAGUGGCUGGCACAGAUGGCCAGCACCGAUAAAGGCAUCAAGCUGGAUUUUAAGAGCCUGGCCGCCGUGGGACCCUCUCUGGAGCUGCUGGGGCAGGUGGGGCAGCCCCUGGACAGACCCGUGUGGCUGAACGGGGACAUCCUGCCUGGGCCCUGCGGGGGCUGCGCGCCGCUGGACGCCCGCGCCUUCCUGGGCGCUGUCACCUCCUCCUGCCCCGAUGCCACCCUGUCCCUGGGCUGGACCACGGGCUGCCACCGAGGGCAAGGCUACGAGUGGCCCAUGGUGCAGGACAUGUGGCAGCUGUGCCACCCGCUGUCCCAGCCGGUGACGUUCGCGGUCAGGGCUGCGCUGGUGCCCGGCUCCAUCCCGCAGCUGCAGUGGCUGCUCCAGCAGAGCCACAGAUACAGCCUCACUGUUUGGACAGGAAAAGAAGAUGUGUAUUCCGUAGAAGACUUGCUUCUCAUCCGAGAAAAUUUUGAUAAAAGUAGGGUUUAUUAUGACAUUUUUGAGCCACAAAAUUCUGAAUUCAAAAAAGCCAUUGGGAUAGAACGGUAAAUGCAGAGCAGGCAAUGCCUGACCCUAUAGUGCUUUUCAUUGUAAACCCCUUCAAAUGUGAGGAUUUUGUUACUCAAAGAAAUGCACUUUCCUUGCCAGAAGGACCGUGUUGAGCAGGCCUGUGGUUACUGCAGGAGGUUUUGUUUGGCACUGUGUAGAGAGGCCUCUCAAACAGAAAUGUAGUGCCUUCCUCAUUGUCCCCUGCUCGCAGCGUGGGACCCGUGGUGCCACUCUCCAGGAGGGGACAGUGGCUGCUUGGACUGCGCUGGCACUGCCAGCUGCUCUGCCCGUGGUCCCUGUGUCCGUGGUCACUGUGUCCGUGGUCACUGUGUCUGUGGUCACCCUGCCUGUGGUCACUCUGCCCGUGGUCACUGUGUCCAGGCAGUGCCGGAGCCGUGCCGUGGCCGGUGAGCAGCCCUGGCUGGUGCCACGAGCUGGGCUCAGUGUGGCCACAGUGACAGUGUUGUCCUCAGCAGGCCUGUCCCCAGCACGGCUGUCC
Vidua macroura (Pin-tailed whydah) is the source of this 1587-nucleotide messenger RNA. It is a transcript of the gene FAM151B, whose product is annotated as family with sequence similarity 151 member B. The transcript has 6 exons. The record is from RefSeq and is a predicted model, not a curated record. Bases 288 to 1088 code for a protein of 266 amino acids. Lineage: Eukaryota; Metazoa; Chordata; Aves; Passeriformes; Viduidae.